AUGGCCGCCAACGAUCAGGGCCUCGCGAAUAACGAUCUUCAGAAACUCAAGUCGCACCUCUUGGAAUUGAAACUCGCCUUGAGUGACCCUCCGACCGACCGACCCCAGAAAACAAGCGAGAAGGGUCCAAAGACAAGCUCGAUGUCAUCAUCCGAUACCAAGGACGCCAUCAUAGAGAAAGUCGACAAAGCCUCACGGGAUCUCUACAACAAGCUCAAGGAAAUCCGAGCUCGCGAUUGCACAGAGGAAGACACCACUCAAGUCACUUCUCUCCUCAAAUCCUAUAUCCGAGAACUUGACCCUAAGCAUCCAUACCUUGCUGAGCCAGAGGCAGAUUCACCUCAAGGCGCUGCCACAGAUGAACAAGAUUCCAACGAACACCGCAACUUGGGAGAGGAAGAUGACGACGUUCGGGACCAUGACUACCAAGAUGAAACGAUGAGGGAUUCCGAUGCUACUAUGGAAAGCGCAGAGUAA
Messenger RNA from Fusarium sp. VM40, 477 nucleotides. The record is from the annotation of a GenBank genome assembly. Lineage: Eukaryota; Fungi; Ascomycota; Sordariomycetes; Hypocreales; Nectriaceae.